Molecule: messenger RNA, 6146 nt
Organism: Syngnathoides biaculeatus (alligator pipefish)
Lineage: Eukaryota; Metazoa; Chordata; Actinopteri; Syngnathiformes; Syngnathidae
Gene: kcna2b
Product: potassium voltage-gated channel, shaker-related subfamily, member 2b
Exons: 2
Coding region: 1251-2753 (500 amino acids)
Biological process (GO): protein homooligomerization; potassium ion transmembrane transport
Cellular component (GO): axon terminus; dendrite; juxtaparanode region of axon
Molecular function (GO): protein binding; delayed rectifier potassium channel activity
Source: RefSeq, a predicted model, not a curated record
GCCGCGGUGCCCAACUGCAGCCCACGCAUCCAUCGGUGGAUGGAAGUGACAGGUGAGAGACGCGGGUCGAGCAGGCGACUGAGUCCUCACUGCCGUGUCCAGAUAUGGCGUAGCAUGCGACGACAAACCGGUCCGAUUAGGGGAGAAGGAGGAGAGCAACGAGACUCUGCGCCGUCACCGCCAAAGCGCACUUUGAGAGGAGCCCAACUGGAUAGGAUCUCGUGCAUCUGCGCAUUCAGACAAUCACGGUGAACUACUGCAUGCAAAUAAUAAGGCAUAACGCAAUGGUCUGCUUUGAUUAGUGCAUGGAAAUGACUGUGGCUGGAUCAACAGGAAAGGGCUGCAAAUGGCUCAAGCAUGUUUGGCAUCUACCACUUCCAACUAACUCUCCCUUCCGUGUGUGCCAAUCAUCAUCAUCAUCAUCAUCAUCAUCAUCAUCAUCAUGAUCAGCAACAACAACAACAGCCGCACCGGCGUUUCAUGUUGAACUGACCCUGUGCAUGGACUUGGCUGCGUUGUCUGAAAUGUUGUAAGAUUCAGUGAAGCUACGUGGUUAACCUCAGGGAUAAGUAGAAAGGAAAAUAAAGCCUUUAUGAUGUGCCCCAUAUGCUCUUCCCCACAAGGAGUAAAGCAGUCUUGAGACAAAUUAUCACCUACAUUCAAUCGUUCUAAAACACGCAAAUGUUAAAGUGGGUGAUAUAUGGAUUUGCUGGAGCAGAUGCUUCUGAUCGCAAUCACGAGUAUGCAUAAUGACAUCAGUGUCCCCCGCUGCCUCCCUCAAGUCUGCUGACAUGAAGCUUGAAGAGUUCUGCUCGUCCAUCCGUCAACAUGAUGAAUAAGAAACUUUUCAAUGUGACUUUGCUCAUGAAUGAAUUUCAGAACACUGGCAGUGUUAAACCCACCAACCUGUAGUCCAUACAUUCAUCCUGGCAUGUAUCCUCACCUGAACUGUGGGCGGUAAACUCCUGCCUGCAUCCUCACCCCUCGUCCAUUUUCCUAUUUCCGGUGCCUUGCUGCAGAGCCCGAGCUUUGGGUGAUGUAUAGCCGGAAGAGCAGGGAAGGAGCUGGCUGGACGGCAAGAGGUAACUUUAGACACUCCGGCUGGUCCCGUUGUGCAUCAGUGCUGCAUAGAGCAACAACUGUGAGCCAGUCUUACAAAAGCACAUCAAACAGGUUUUUAUAGGCAUAUCUCCUGAGGCCAAGCGUGCCCCUGCCUUUUUUGAAACCUGCAGGUUCCAUCACCUUCCAGCAUGACGGUCGCGACAGGCGACCCCGCAGACGAAGCGGCUGCACAUCCGGGUCAGCCACACGACCACUACGAGCCCGAGCCAGAUCACGAGUGCUGCGAGAGGGUGGUCAUCAACAUCUCGGGCUUACGCUUUGAGACGCAGCUCAAGACCCUGUCCCAGUUUCCAGAGACACUCCUCGGUGAUCCAAAGAAGCGGAUGAGGUACUUUGACCCCCUCCGGAACGAGUACUUUUUUGACCGCAAUCGACCAAGUUUUGAUGCCAUUCUUUACUACUACCAAUCUGGAGGGAGGCUACGCCGGCCUGUAAAUGUCACUCUUGAUAUUUUUUCCGAAGAGAUUCGCUUCUAUGAGUUGGGCGAGGAGGCAAUGGAAAUCUUCAGGGAGGAUGAAGGUUUCAUAAAGGAGGAGGAGCGCCCAUUGCCAGACAAUGAGUUUCAGAGACAGGUGUGGCUGCUCUUUGAGUACCCCGAGAGCUCAGGUGCAGCUCGCAUCAUUGCCAUCAUCUCCGUCAUGGUGAUCCUCAUUUCUAUUGUUAGCUUCUGCCUAGAAACGCUGCCAAUUUUCCGUAACGAAGAUGAGGAGAUGUAUAAUUAUCCCUUCCAAACCAAUUCCAAUGUCACCAUGACCUAUGAGACCUCGCCAUAUUUUACCGAUCCCUUCUUCAUCGUGGAGACCCUUUGUAUAAUCUGGUUCUCAUUUGAGUUCCUUGUCAGAUUCUUUGCAUGUCCCAGUAAAGCAGGAUUUUUUGGCAACAUCAUGAACAUCAUUGAUAUUGUGGCAAUUAUUCCUUACUUCAUCACCCUUGGCACAGAGUUAGCAGAGAGGCCGGAGGAUCGAGAGGCCGGACAGCAGGCUAUGUCUUUGGCGAUUCUGCGUGUCAUUCGCUUGGUCAGAGUGUUUCGCAUUUUCAAACUAUCUCGCCACUCCAAGGGGCUCCAAAUUCUGGGACAGACUCUGAAGGCCAGUAUGCGUGAGCUGGGACUCCUCAUCUUCUUCCUCUUCAUUGGCGUCAUCCUCUUCUCCAGCGCCGUUUACUUUGCCGAAGCAGACGAGCCGCAAUCCCAGUUCAGCAGCAUCCCAGAGGCUUUUUGGUGGGCAGUGGUUUCCAUGACGACUGUCGGGUACGGAGACAUGGUCCCGACAACCAUUGGAGGAAAAAUCGUGGGGUCGCUUUGUGCUAUUGCUGGCGUUUUGACCAUUGCGCUUCCGGUGCCGGUCAUUGUGUCAAACUUCAACUACUUCUAUCACAGAGAGACUGAGGGUGAAGAACAAGCUCAGUAUCUAAAUAUCCCAAGUGUGCCUAAAGCGAGCUCAGUUGAUGACCUGAAGAAGACCGGUCGGAGUGGCAGCGGGUCGACCCUCAGUAAGUCUGACUACGUGGAGAUUCAGGAAGCUGUCAACCACAGCGCUGAGGACUUCAGACCCGAGGGCAUGAAAACGGGAAACUGCACUCUUGCCAACACCAACUAUGUCAACAUCGCCAAGAUGCGCACGGAUGUAUAAUGUGAGCUUUUAUCGAUGAUUCACCUCAUGUAGGGUCAGUGACAACUGGAUUAGUCUGGCCCCACAUGACCAAUAUUUGUGGGGAGCAGUGUGGGACUCCAGAGCAGAUGAAGGCACAAAGGUCGACAGGAGAAGACGUCUUGCUUACCCACAAUCUAGGUACCUGGAGCACAGCAUAGAUCUGUAACCUGUCUUAUGGGGACAUCUUGGACUUCCGAAUGGAGUUCGUCUUACUUUUGUGACAGUAGUUCUCCAGAUGGCAAAAGUAGCCAAAUCGUAGCCUAAGAAGUAAUAAUCAAUAUAAACAGACUAUUGGGUCCACCUGUUUGAAGAAGACAAUUCACAAUGAAAUUAGCAUAAUGUUUAUUUUAAAAUGUAUAUUAGCACAUACAUAAAUCAGAUUAAACCAGGCCAUAAUUUUUUUUAACUGACUAUAGCCCACCCAUAUGGUCAAGGGAAAUCUGAUGGGAGCAACCGAGAAAGCAAGUGAUACUAAUACUUGUUUGGCGCCAUAGUAAUAUAAUGCUCCAUCUGUAAAGGUACAGGCUCUGCAAGUGCACUAGCAUUUCCUGUUGGACCAGCACUAAAUGUAGUGCAGACCAGUGCCCUCUGGAGAAACCACUGCAUAGACCACGGGAAAGUGCCAUACACUGGGUGUGACCCACAACAACACAUUACUUUGUCCUCUUUUAACCAAUGAUACAUUAGUGAGUACGCAGUAGGUACACGCUCCCAAACCGGCUUAGAUUUUUAGUCUCUGAGAAGAGGGAAUGGCUCAUACAUCAAUCACAUUUCAUCAGUUGGUACUUUAAUAAUUGCUUGAUUGUAUGAUAAAAAAAAAAAACAAUAAUGGAAACAAAAGUAUCUGAAUCGCAUUGUACGUUAGUGCCUUUUUUGCGGGGUAAAUUAGUUCUACCUUUAAGUGUCUCUUUAACUGCCACCCAAACCGGGAGUAACAGGAAUGUUUAGUUUGACACCACUGCCCGACAGAAACAAAGUUGUCCUUUAACUUCAUUGCAUUCCACCAUUGUAUUAACCCUCCAUGCCCAAGAAAGUAUGCGUAAAAAUAUAAGUUACCAAUUAGAAGAAAUUAGAGAGCUUUGUAAAUACAGUAAACGAUGGCAUUCAACAAAACAACAAAAUGUUUUAUUUGAUUUGCUCGCUGCAACAUGAGAAAACAUCCAUGUACUGGGGAAAAAAAUCAUACAAGACCACUUCAAAAUCUGAAUCUGCUCUUCAUAGGUAUACUUUUGGGUAAAAUGAACAUUUUUGUUUAUUAUUCUACAGACAACAUAACUCCCAGAUUCAAAUAUUUUUAUGUGUAUGCAGAACAUCCUAAAGGGGGCAAAACAUAGAAAAAGGUCCAGUAGUUUGUUUAUAGAGCUUGUAUGUUACUGUAGAGAUAUGGUUUAGCAGGAAGCCAAAGACAAAUGAACAUGCUGCCACCUGGAUUGGCAUCUUGAGUUGUAAAAUAGAGGUAUUGUGAGCUCAGCUUUUAUAGACUACAUUUAAAUGUUUGUAUCUGUGCAAUUUGAACAAUCAUUCCGAUGGUGCCCAUGAGCUAUUGCAGAACUAGCUUACAUUAUUCAUUAGCUUUUAUCAAACUUAUGCUAUUAUGCUCUUGUCGUGCUGCAUGUCUUUGGAAAUAAUCAUUGUAGCAUGUAUUAGUAUGAAUAACGCUGUCAAAUGGACUCACAUAUACUCCACUGUAUGUACUGUAUAAGCACUGGCAGAAUUUGCAAUAUGUGGAAGACGUUGAUGUCUUGUUGACACAUCUUUGUACAUGGUUUCUGUAACAAAAAAGUAUGUGCGCUUCAAGAUAUUCCAAAGUACUUAUUUUGCAACUUCAGGUGGACAGUCAAACUUGAUGACGAGGGGAAACAAAAAUGCAACUGUUUUGCUUCAGUCAAGUGUCAAGCUCAAUCAAAGUGCAGUUGAUUCCCUGAUAUCAGUGAUUCCCAACCAGUGUGCCGUGGCACAUUCAUGUGCCGGGAGAGGGGGAAAUGAUCUAAUUUCACUUAAUUGGUCAUGAUGUUGUUUAUUUACAACACAUAGUGUAUCUUUGUUCAUUUAUCUAUGGCAGCGGCAUAUAAAGACAGAACAAAUAAAUGCGGUAUUUGUUGGCAGAAAGUGGAUAACUGACGUGUAUCCUCUUAUUGUGACAUUUUUAUUUGUUGGUGUGGCGUGAGAUUUUUCAAAAGUAAAAUACGUGCCUUGGCUCAAUAAUGGUUGAGAAUCACUGCCUUAGACGCGCUGCAAAUUUGAGUUCAUCUCAGCGCACUACAGUUUGAGUGUGUAAUCAGCACAUGGGCACAGAGCACAAUAAACUGAGGGGAUCCAGCAGAGAUCAGAUGAGGAAGAGAUAAAAUGCAUUAUCUGCAAAAUCCAGGUAUUAAUGUGGGGAUCAAUAAAUGAAAAGUUAGAUUAACACUGCCCACACGAGGUUUUCUUCCUGAUGUGCAUUAUUAUCUUUACAAUUUGUAGCCCAUAACUCAGUGGUUAGAGCAUUGGUUUGGUAAACCACUGGAGUUUGUUUCUCAAUGAGCCCUCCAGUCCCCCUGAGGGGUCGCAUCAGGAAGGGCAUCCGGUGUAAAAACUGUGCUAAACAGAUAUGAGCGUUUCAUAUGAGAUGACACGCUGUGCUGACCCCUAAUGGGACAAGCCGAAAGAAAUUUACUAGUCUGUCUUGAGUGCAUUUAUCAAUUUUUCGUUCAUAAGGGCACUGCAGUACUCUUAAAACCAGAUUAGUCAAUUUGAGCAAUUGAUGGAAAGUAUUCGAGAUACAGGUAAAUUAUGACUGCACAUUGCAUCAGUGGACCAGAGGGUACACCCCCAAAAAUAAAUAAAUAUGGACAAUUGCAAGCAUAUACUGCAUAUCUCCAGUCUGUACAUGCAUAUAAGAGUGGCUGCAAGUGUCACGUUUGCUUUAAUUGUAACAUCUGCUGUUGAUGCUGACACGAAAAUUGGAUGGGAAUCAAACAAUAAGCACAUGUACACAAUUGUGGCUUUCAAUGACGUCUAACUGGCUGAAGCUUCACAUUUGCUUUGUUUUCUGCCAUGUGCACGUGCUUGAAGAGCAGCUAACAAAAGUGUGCUUUCACAACACAUCCAAGUUGGAGGAUGCACAGCCGAAGUAUAUUUUAUAUGUAUGGAAUGCUCUGUAAAAGGAACAUUUUAACGCAAUCAUUAAGAAAGUAUAUUUUCAAGGUGAACGCAUUCCUGAGUCAUUGCAUUGAAUUGCACAGUUUGUCAAUGUGAGCUUGUCCGUGUGUGUGCAGGCUGAUCAUCAUUAUUUACAAAUGAGCUUUUGUCAUGACCUUCGAAAGGACUUCCGAUGAAUAAUUGCAAAUUUAGUAUAGAAUGUCUAGAGAAGAGGGAGUCCUUCAAAAUGAC